AUGGAAUUUUCGACCAUAACGACUUAUGUCUGUACUUAUUCAACCUGGAAGACCAGAUUCGCUUCUUUGAUCAAAGACCAUGGCACAUUUACUCGGUUACGUAAAACUAGUAACGCCAUCUUCCAUGGGCCUCACUACGUGCAGAACCAAUACUACGGUGGACAUCUGCAUAGCAGGAGGCUAUACCUGAGCUGGAAGAUUAGGAAGGUGGAGCGCAUCUUUCAGCCCUCAUGGGACAUGUAUCUAUCAAUGGUCCUCGGUAUGUUCUUCAAUGAACGGCUGAAAUCCAGGAUUAGCUCUCUCGUUGAACAGGUCAAAGAUAUCCGGCUGAUCCCUCACUGGAUGAAGUUGCAGAUGAUAGAAGUGGUCAUGGCUGAUGGUCAACCUAUUCCCCUCUUCAUGCUUUGCUUUGCAAUUCAUCAGGAGAUGGAGUCGUUAAGUGUUUAG
This is a messenger RNA of Torulaspora delbrueckii, 447 nucleotides long. RefSeq lists its product as uncharacterized. Lineage: Eukaryota; Fungi; Ascomycota; Saccharomycetes; Saccharomycetales; Saccharomycetaceae. The transcript has a single exon. The coding region runs from base 1 to 447 and encodes 148 amino acids. The record is from RefSeq and is a predicted model, not a curated record.